AUGGACGAAGAAGAGGACAUCGACAUAGCUGCAGCUAUGGGCUUCUCCUCGUUUGGGGGAACCAAAAAGCGAAAAUUCGACCAUGAAAACUCACCAAAGGCAAAAGCCGAUGCAAGCGGUGCAAACUCCACCAAACUCGGGGUUAGAACGAAGAAAGUCGCCAGCGGAGAAGCAAAUGAGCCUGAAGCCUCCGAGUCAAAGAAGGCCCCGGUAACAGAUUCUGGUCUUGCCAGCUUCCUAGCACGUGGCCAAACCCUUCCGGAAAUUCCCCUUGGCGCUGCGAAUGGCCCUGCUCCGAACGAUCAGUCUGCAAUGGAAACUAUGUCGUUUGGUGGACCUCCCGUUUCGAGAGCAGAACUAAAUGCGCUUCGUAAUGGAGUUCAGAACGAGAACGGGGACACGGCCUAUUUUCUCCCAAGCUUCGUUGAGGACCCUUGGGCCAAGCUCGGAAAAGGCAACAGUGGAUGA
This is a messenger RNA of Bipolaris zeicola 26-R-13, 468 nucleotides long. RefSeq lists its product as uncharacterized. NCBI's taxonomy places the organism in Eukaryota, Fungi, Ascomycota, Dothideomycetes, Pleosporales, Pleosporaceae. The transcript has a single exon. The coding region runs from base 1 to 468 and encodes 155 amino acids. The record is from RefSeq and is a predicted model, not a curated record.